AUGAGCGCCGCGAUUAGUGCUGGUCCAUGCAACCCUAGUCGUCUCAUACUCCAAUCGCGGAUCCAGAAGUGUCCAGAAGCCGAGAAUGAGCGUCGCGAUCAGUGCUCACCUAGGUCAUUGGCCCCACCGUUCGACAUGAACUACAUCACGAUCGACUUCUGCAACGUGACGAUCCUUUACACCCACCCAGGACAAAACGACAGCGUCACCCUCACAGUCUGGCUGCCUCUCACACGCGCAAAAUGGACGGGGCGCUUCCUAGGCCAGGGCGGCGGAGGCUGGAAAGCAGGUGAUCCGGUACAGCUCUCCCCAGUCGUAUCGCUGGGCUAUGCUAGCGCGAGCACGGAUGCUGGAAGGAACAUCUACGGCACUCGCGACGAAGUGGUGUACAGUUCCAAGAACUGGUCAUUGCGGGCCAAGGGAGAGGUGAAUCGGGUUUGGCUGGAGAAUUUCGCGAGCCGGGCGUUGGGGGAACUUGCGGUGGUGGGCAAGGCAGUGGUGAAGGCGUAUUACGGCGAGGAAGCGAGGUUUUCGUAUUGGCAUGGGUGCUCGACGGGGGGUCGGCAGGGGAUGAUGUUGGCGCAGAAAUUCCCGGGGGCGUUUGAUGGAGUUUUGGCGGCGGCGCCGGCGAUUAAUUGGACCACCUUUUUGGUUGUUGAGUUUUGGGCGCAGCUGGUUAUGAAGAGGUUGGGGUAUUAUCCGCCGCCUUGUGAGCUGAAGGCCAUCACGAAGGCGGCUAUCGAGGCUUGUGAUGGGCUCGAUGGGGUUGUAGAUGGACUUGUCAGCGCGCCUGGAUUGUGCAAAUUCAAUGCUACCUCUGUUGUCGGGCAGAAGUAUGACUGCGAGGGAGAUAAGAGGACGAUCACGAGUGCUGCGGCAGAGAUCGCGAAUGCAGCGUGGACUGGUCCAAGUGACGCCAACGGCAAACCCGUGUGGUUCGGUCUUACGCGCGAGACGACACUCUACAAUUCGGAGCUCGGAAAAGGAUUAGUGAACACCAUCUGCGAUACCGAUAACAAGAAUUGUAAAGGCGAUCCUUUUCCCAUCAGCGCCGACUGGAUCCGGCAACUCAUUAUCAAGGACGAAGACUUCGAUGUCGGGAGUAUCACCGAGGAGUCAUACCUCGACAUCCUGCGCGCUUCGCGCGAGGAAUAUUUCUCGCAAAUGGACACCAGCGACCCUGAUCUGCGACCUUUCCAGAAGAAGGGCGGCAAGAUUGUCUCGUGGCACGGCCUUGCAGAUACGUUGAUCAUGCCGAAUGGAACCUCGACAUACUACGAUCGUGUCACCGCCAUUUCACCAGACGUUCGAGACUUCUAUCGAUUCUUCGAGGCUCCUGGCGUUGCUCACUGUGCUGGUGGUCCUGGUCCAGCUCCGUUACGCGCUCUGGAAAGCCUUGUCCGCUGGGUGGAGGAAAACGUUGCUCCAGAAGUUCUGGAUGCUCAGAGCGUGCCAACUUCUGCCGGAGAACCGGUCGUCUAUCGACCACUGUGCCCUUGGCCGAAAGUGGCGGCCAAGAGGAGCGGUGACCCUGGUCAAGCUUCGUCCUUUGCCUGUGCUGACUCAUUUGAUGCGGCUCCAAACGCUCACGAUGAGCUCUAG
Messenger RNA from Dissoconium aciculare CBS 342.82, 1602 nucleotides. RefSeq names its product tannase and feruloyl esterase. The record is from RefSeq and is a predicted model, not a curated record. The coding region runs from base 1 to 1602 and encodes 533 amino acids. Lineage: Eukaryota; Fungi; Ascomycota; Dothideomycetes; Mycosphaerellales; Dissoconiaceae. The transcript has 3 exons.